Molecule: messenger RNA, 7489 nt
Organism: Myripristis murdjan (pinecone soldierfish)
Lineage: Eukaryota; Metazoa; Chordata; Actinopteri; Holocentriformes; Holocentridae
Product: phosphatidylinositol-binding clathrin assembly protein-like
Exons: 19
Coding region: 701-2431 (576 amino acids)
Biological process (GO): clathrin coat assembly; clathrin-dependent endocytosis; synaptic vesicle budding from presynaptic endocytic zone membrane
Cellular component (GO): clathrin-coated pit; extrinsic component of presynaptic endocytic zone membrane; synaptic vesicle
Molecular function (GO): 1-phosphatidylinositol binding; SNARE binding; phosphatidylinositol-4,5-bisphosphate binding
Source: RefSeq, a predicted model, not a curated record
UACACCGUUUUUCUAAGAAGAUUAAAAGACUUAGGAUAAAAUCAAGCAGAGCCGGGGUCCUCUAUGGCUCAACGGGGUCUUUGCAGUCGGAGCUCUGUGUAGAUUCAAGGGGGACUGGGUGAAGAAGAGAAAGAAGAACAAGAGGAAGGGGUGAAAAUAGGAGGACAGUGCUCUUUUAUAUCGUCUAUGAAUUUUAGUCUUCAAUCGGAGUGAAUGUCGCAGAGAGGUAAUAAUAAUCCCCGGUAGUCUUUAGGUAAUUGUCGUCGUUUCGGAUUCAGUCCUCGUAGUAGCGCAUCCAUCAGCGCCUCAGCCGGCAUCUCACCCUUGGCAGCCUAUUUCAGGGAUACAUUACAUUACAGCCUACUGUACAUUGUCUUAUUAUUAUACUGAGCUGCUUUUUUGGUGCGGACUGCUUUGAUAUAAAUACACACAGAUUUUUUUUUCUCUUCAUUUAAAAAAAUCGCCAUUUCUGGUGCGGGGUCAUCCCGAUGCCUUCGACUGAACAUUAAAUGGUUCCCUGGAUGUGACCGUCUUAUGUUUUAUUUGGCCGCCGUAUGAAUUCUCUCAUCGGAUCCACGUCGGUGUACGCUCUCCUCUUCAGACGGGCGAUUUGUGCAGAGGGCACCCUCCCUGUCGCUAAAGACAUUUUGAUCAUCCCCGGUUUCCCCCCCUCGACCAUUCCGCCUGCCUCCUCUGUAAUAUGUCGGGACAGUCUUUGACGGACCGCAUCGCCGCCGCUCAGCACAGCAUGACCGGGUCUGCCAUCAGCAAAGCCGUCUGCAAGGCCACGACGCAUGAAGUCAGCGGACCCAAGAAGAAACACCUUGACUACCUGAUCCACUGCACCAAUGAGCUGAACGUCAGUGUUCCCCACCUGGCAGACACACUGCUGGAGCGCACAACCAGUAACAGCUGGAUAGUGGUUUUCAAAGCCCUCAUCACCACACACCACCUCAUGAUGUACGGCAACGAGAGAUUGAUCCAGUACCUAGCAUCCAGAAACACACUCUUCAACCUCAACAACUUUCUAGAUAAGGCUGCACUACAAGGGUAUGACAUGUCAACCUUCAUCAGACGCUACAGCCGCUACCUGAAUGAAAAAGCCAUGUCUUACAGACUAGUGGCGGUGGACUUCACCAAGAUGAAGAGAGGGGCUGACGGCGUGAUGCGCACCAUGAACACAGAGAAGCUGAUCAAGACUCUGCCCAUCAUUCAGAACCAGCUGGAUGCGCUGCUGGACUUCCAGCCUAACUCUAAUGAGCUGACCAACGGUGUGAUCAACGCAGCUUUCAUGUUGCUGUUCAAAGACUCGAUACGGUUGUUUGCUGCCUACAACGAAGGCGUCAUCAACAUGCUAGAGAAAUACUUUGACAUGAAGAAGAACCAGUGCAAAGAGGCUCUGGAGAUCUACAAGACCUUCCUGAACAGGAUGACCAAACUGUCCGAGUUCCUCAAGGUGGCAGAGCGAGUUGGGAUAGAUCAGGGCGACAGUCCCGAUCUCACACAGGCUCCUAGCUCUCUCCUGGAGGCACUGGAGCAGCAUCUAGCCUCUUUGGAGGGCAGGAAAAUCAAGGAGUUCUCCACCGCUAGCAGAUCCAGCACCUUGUCCAGUGCAGUGUCCUCUCUCUCCAGCGCCGGGAUCUCUCUCAGUCGUAUGGAUGACAAGACGGACGACAACAGGCUGCAGCAACACAAAGAGGACGGUCCCAAGGUGAUUGACAUGCAGACACCCAACGUGUCACCCAGCACCCAGUCAGUGGGAAGUGCCAACAGCAGCGGAGGAGCCACCGACCUCUUUUCCAACUCACCCGUCGUACCUGUCAACAACCAUGUGCCAAACCUGACCAGUGAGCUGUUCACCCUGCAGCCUAACUUCACCCCUAUCCAGACCACACACACUGUGCCCAACAAUAACAAUGCCUGGGGAGGUGACCUGCUGAAGCCGGCCCCACCGACUCAAAUUCACAGCCCUGGAGCUCCACUGCACUCUGGGAAAAUGCUGCCCAAUGAUUUGGACUCCUCCUUAGCCAACCUAGUUGGCAACCUGCAGUUUGGGGGGACGCCAGCCAAAAAGCCGGAGCUCCAGUGGAAUCAGCUGGUAGAGAAGAAGCCAACAGGAGGGAGUGGCUGGCAGUCGAAGACUAUGUGCACCAGCACUAACUGGACCCAUGCCACCCACCCUAUGGCACCCGCACCCAUGCCCGUUCCUCAGAUGAACGGGAUGAUCUACUCUGGCUAUGCUCCAGCACCAGUGGCUUUUCCUAUGACGACACCCCAAGUGCCUGUGUAUGGAAUGCUCCCUCCUCAGAUGAGCCAUCAGAUGGGAGGAGUUCCCAUGAUGGCCCCCCAGCCUGUCAUGUACAACCAGCCUGUCCUGAGACCCACCAACCCCUUUGGACCCAUCCCGGGGACACAGAUGCACUUCAUGUAGAGAUGAUGCUGUAACCAUGGCAGCAAAGCCGAGAGAAAGGGCGAGAGAAAGAGACGGAGAGAAAGAGAAAGAAGUUGAAGCAAACCAAUCCAGAACCAAAUCCAGUGCAGGAGGAGGACAGAAGAGGACAUAGAGGCAGUGAAAGAGAGAGGGAUGGGAGAGGAUGAAGGAGAGGACCAGAGGAUGGAUGACCGCAGACCUGAGAUGAAACGCUGGAACCGGUUUCUUUUCCACCUGACCCACUACUGUCCUCUCCUCUCCCCGUGCGGCUACCGACCUCUCUGUCUCGUAUUCUGUAAAGCUGGGACACCAGAAGCCCACAUCAAUCCCACCAGUCCUGUUUAAUUUACUAUUUUCUGAAUGGGUAACGUGCUGUCCGUUCAAAUCAAUGAUUAUGGCCUGUGAUGAUGCUGUGAUGACCGACAGCCGUCCUGAAGUGUGGAAGCUUCACGACCCUUUCCUGAUUUCCUGAUCCCGAUGAUUUCCUGUAAAAACAACUGCUCCCGUAACUCACCCACUUCCCCACUGACUCAUACUUGGAGGACACGCAUCUCUUUCUCUGAUUGGAUCGUUUGCACGCACUUUACUCAACGUGAACUUUGCCAAGGGUGUAUGUACGUGUAGGUGAUUUUAGCAUCCCAUCCGAAUCGGUCCCCGCUUGUGUGUCAUCCGUCUCCUGAUGUCAGAAGCGACAUGGAUAGAUGAGCACGCGUGUCCCUUUUUCUACAUUUCAGUGUGCCGUGUCGACAUUACCGUCCUUGAUGAGUUUCAUUUUGUUUUGUAUUGCCCGUGUCACACCACGAAUAUGACUUGGAGAGGUAUCAGUUUGCGUGCGCACUCGUGUAGAUGUGGGUGGGUGUAGCCGUGAAGGUUAUGUUUGUUUUUAUUUUGCAUUUUCAUGUCUAGAUGUCAGGUACCUGAUGUCAUUACUGUGUUUCCAGGUACCAAUGUGUUACUGCACUGGAAUUACUGAUGAAAGCACUGAGCCAGACCCAGGCAUCACAUUUGGAUGUAAACAAACCUCAUACACUAACUUUGCUACUUGGGGACAUGUCAUACACACUGUGUAUUACUUUCUUUUUUUCCUCCUCUACAGCUGUGCAACAUCAUGCAAUCUCACAAAUGUCUUUUUCACUCAUCUGUAGACUCUGUUUAGAAGCUGUCCCUGCUGUAUAGUAGUCUUGUACUUUUUGUGAGUCCAUGUCUGGAUUCUGUACAGAAUGACGUUUUUUGUUUUGUAACCCUAUCUCCUGUUCUGUUGUACCCUAGCUGUUCUAAAAGUAGUGAACAAUGCACUUAGAGCCAGACAGAGAGGUGAUUGGAUGCUAAUAAGGAAGUCAUUCUCAGUCUUGCCAAUCAUGACGUCCUUAUGCUCAACCCCCCCCCCCACCUGUAUGGGGUCCUCCCUGUCCUGAGCAUUGGUCCUGUCAAAAUUAAGUCUCUCUUAAACCCCUUUACUCUUAACAGGACACAAAAUCUUAGUAAGGGUAAUCACAUCGGUAGAUGUUACAUUUCCACUCAGAGGAAUUUAAUGGCAUUUCUAAGGUGGAGACAAAUUUGUUAAUGGUAGUGUUAAUAUUUCUGGAUCUGACAGCAUAAUGCCAAUAAGAGAAGUCAGAAAUGAAUAGAUCUCUCUAAAGCAAAUAAGGAUAAUGUCUGUCGAUCUCGACCAACGCCCACAGUGACAACACAGAAGCUGAUUCACCAUGCAGAGACUGGGAGACUAAAUGAGAUGAGUAAGACCCACAGACAGACAGUAUAUAUAGCACAAACCUUCAAAGAGGGGACAACGCUCUGCUGCACAAAACUUUAAAUUAUUGCUGGGAUGUACAGUUGAAAGGGGCAAUAAUCAGUUGGGAGGAAGUUGUUUUCUAUUGAUUGUGGCUGUUCUAUGUACCUGUACUGUAUGUAUGUUUGUGUGCACAUGCCUUCCCAUUGAGAUAAACAGGGUCAUGUUCCUUGGGGAGGCCACGGCGCCCCCCUGUGUACUUAACCAUGGUUAGAGGUGAAAGGUCUCUUGCGAGCUGGUAGUACUAACUUAGCAAUGAGUGUGAUUAUUAACUGUGUCCCAGUCUGUGCUACAUGACAUCACUUUAAGAUGGCUCUAGGAUCACUCAUCUGCUGGACAAAGCCAAGUCCCCAAUCAUCGGACUCAUGGAAUCUGAAGUGAAUCUAAGCCUAUCUCUCCAGACAGCUGGAGCUGCACAUGCUGACGAUUCCUAUCCAAUCUCUCAGAGAAACUGCAACUAACUGCUGGUGGCAGAUGUAAACGAUUCUUCCCUGAACUGUAACUGCUGGCGACUCUUACCACCAGUGUCCCUAUAGGUAACUGCAGCUAUGACUCUACUGCCAGCAGACAGAGAGAGUGAGAGAGACAGAGCGAGCGAGAGAGAGAGAUCAGUGUUUGAGAACCUCAAUCAUUGAGCAGGUAGAGAUUCUCUGACGAGGUUCCAUCUUCAACAGAAAAUCUAGCUAAGUGGCCAGCAGACAUUUUGGACGUUUUUUUUCUUUUUUUUUUUUUUGGAAAACCGUUGUAGCACUCUCCUUCACUCUUUGUUCCAGUGGUGCGUCUUUUUCUGUCAGCUGAAUGCUCUUCUCAUUGUGGCACCUCAUGCCCACAAUGCAGCUUUAUCCGUCCUAGGCCAACCUCUGACUGUUACAAUUUGCUGUGUCCUCUGUAUAUAGGUAACGCUCUUCAUGUGUUUUUAGACGUGCUUUCUCUGUAAAGUGAUUGAAGCCCCAUUGGACGACGUACUGUACGUGGGACAAUUUAUUGCUGUAUCUGUGUUUGAAUGGUUGUAUUUUGAAGGUGUCAUCAUCCAGGGAGGGGAUGGGCGGGUGGGGGGGUCGAUGUUUGUGAUGUUUGUGUCCAUCUUGAGGAGGAAGGGGUGGGCUCCGGGUGGGUGGGGGAUCAGGGGUAAACUAUCACAACUGGUCUAUACCAAGAGUGUCUUCAUCGAGGGAGCGGACAGGACAGGGUCUGUCCUCUUCGAAACAGGAACAUUUUUUUGCACCAAAGUCAUCAUCAAAGCGCAGCUUCUUCUUAUUCAAGGUCACUAUGGAUGGAUGAUAUCAGAACUCGAAAGGAAUUUCUUUUCUUUUUUUUUCUUUUCUUUUUUUUUUUUUAAACAGACAAAGAAACUGUCAUUUUUUGCAUGAUUAAGUGUCGUCUUUUUAUUGGCUUGUGUGCCCGGUAAAAGCAUGACCAUUGUGUGAACUCUCACUUACCGGUGUGUUUGGAAAAUGUUAAGGAAAUUUCUCCAUGAGAUUUUUUACUUACCUCUUGACAUGAACGUCCGUUGACAUUCAUAAUCAACUGUUUUGCAAGAUGUAGGCUCAGUAACUGUUUGAAGGCUGCCUCGCAUGCAGAAAUGCAACUUAUAAGUUCCCCCAUCAAACUUCAAACACAGUUAUCACGGCUGCAUCUUUGCAAAACACCAUGAAUGUCAAUGCCAAUCAUCACCUAGCUAGCUAGACAUUGCAGUCUUGUAAAACCGCUCUCUUUAUUAAAGCGUUGCUAUUUUCAAUACGUGUGUUUGAAUGCUUGCUCCUUUUUCGUACUCUGCCAGCAGCAUCUUGGGAGGUUUUGAUUGAAAGUCAAAGUACUGUAAUACAUGUUUGGUCUGGUUCACAUCGUGUGGUGUUAAACAAGUGUUUGCCCGGUCUUGUCUUGUCUGUUGCCAUCAACUGGACUGUAUUGUUCUCUGUCAUCCUUUUAACUAUGGACUGGUUUCCUGGCUUGGAUUUUCAGAAGCUCAUUCGCGCUGAGAUCAUCUUUGUACCAUUUUGGGCAAAUAAACAAAGAUGAUCUCUGCUUUGAGGCAAUUUCUGGAAAACUGUGCCUGGGUCAGUAAAGCCAGGAACAGAUAAGUGUACAGGAGACAGGUGUAGCCUACAGACCUGGGCAAGGGAUUAUGACAUCAGUGCCAUUUUGGGCGCCCCUGUUCAAAAACAAUGUACAGAUGGGUAAAAGGUCCCUGAUAAAGUUUAGUAUCCCCAUGUCUGUAAUGUCUUUGUGCACUUCCAUUUAUUUUCUCGUGGCAUGUAGGCUAUAGUCGGAUUAUUACUAAUGCAUCCCUCCUUGUUACUUUUUAACAUUCUUGACGAAAGGUCAAUUUAGGGGAAAUAAUGCUAAGUUAUCAGGAAAGCAAGGAGGCUACAACACUUACACCUCUAUUGGUUUCUGAGACAGUCUACUUCUUCUCAGUCUUAUUAGAGGUUUGAGGAAACCUGCUCCUUUACACGUUAGUGCAAGAGCAACUUUUUUUUUUUGGUUCCCCACUUUAACCAGACAGGUCAAGGGUACAAAAUAAGAAAGGAUUUCUAGAUAUUUAUCAGCUCUAAAUCUGACUUCCAGUGUACAUAACUCUACAUACAAAAUGUUUUUCAUCUUAAGUCUACCUUUCAGCAAGCUACAGGAGAUGAGGUAAAUUAUUAAGUUGUACUUAAUAAUUCAAAUGAUAGGGUCUUUGUAGUCUUGGAGUUGUCUUAAUGGGACACUCUGAAGACAUAUCCACAGACUCAGUGUGACAAUACUCCCUGCUCUACAGACCCUUAGAGUAAUCACUGAAUCUAGCUCUUGGAUUAAUCUGGCUACUGGAAACCAGACCUACAUGUUACCAGUUGAAGAAACUGUAUUUCCAUGUUGUUCAGCCGGUGAAAGGUGCAUGAUGCUCAUGCAGUUUCACAUUCCCGCCCUUCAGUCUUGGUCCAUUUAUGUACAUAGUAAGCCCAGUCAUCAUGUGAGCUCAGUAUACCCUCAAUACUGUGUAUACUGCGUUGACUCCUCUCAUCAAGUACCCUAACGUCCAUCUGUAAACUGUUCAUUGUUGUUGCGGGCAUGAAACAUAACAGUGUCCAUGAACAAGUCUUGUUGUUAGCAGGGAGUGAGGGUCCAUACCUUCAAUUACUGAUUUCCUUUUUUGUACAUCAAAGUGAUAGAAUUAUUAUCAACAAUGGGUUUGCAUUGUUAUGAAAUUAUUGAUUUUUAUUUGAAAAGCAGAGGUUGAUGUUUUUGGAAGAAAAUGGAAUAAAACGUCAUCUGAUGCUAAGCUCCCA